Camelina sativa (false flax) is the source of this 1064-nucleotide messenger RNA. NCBI's taxonomy places the organism in Eukaryota, Viridiplantae, Streptophyta, Magnoliopsida, Brassicales, Brassicaceae. The record is from RefSeq and is a predicted model, not a curated record.
ACGAUUUCAAAUAUAGACGAGGAGCUUCCUUACAAAGAUAGACAUUCCAUAUUAAAAUUUACUGUGUCAAUAAAAAUACUUAUUGAAUACGGACAAAACAUCCAAAAUCUGAAUGCCGUUGAGAUGGAUAAUACUUAUGUCUGGAGAUACGAACCACAGCCACAUGUUCUCCUUGACACAAUCACCAAACCAUUCAACUCUCUAACCAAAAGAAAAAAAAAGAAAAAGAAACACUUUUUGUCUCUUCUCAGUCCCAUUUCAAUGGCGGACUACGAAGACGAAAUCGACCACCAUAACCAACCAUUCAUCCCAAAAGAAACAGCACUACAAGCCCUAAACUCCAUAAUCCAGCUUCACUUCGAGAAAACCCUCGAGAAGAAACGAGCCAUUGACCACCAGAAGAAGAAGCUCCACAAGCUCUUUCAGCUCUUCUUCAUCUUCCUCGCACUAGUCUUCUUCUCUCUCUCCCAACCCUCAGGUCGUCUCCGCUGCCGCCAUUGUUGGGCACCCAUCUGCCUCCUUUCCUUCUCUCACCUCUUCUUCUACGUCUCCGUCGCUCAAACCCUCCGUUGCAUCAACGGCUUCAAGUACCAGCGUCGCUGCCACAAGCUCACUCUCGGCCUCGCCACACAUAAGCUCCGGUUCAUCAAGUCAAGAAUCGCCGCCGGUGAUUUCCUCAGCGGCGGCGACGGUGACGAGGCCUCGGCUGCUGCUUGGGAUCUGGAAGUUCCUUAUCAAGAACCACCAGAUAGCUACUUUGGCAAGUUUAAGAGAAAUUGGGCUCUCUAUUUUGGUUUCUUGAUCCUUCUUUACACUUUCAUGAUCUCCUUCUCUGUUGUUAUCCUCUGUUUCUGAGAUCUCUAGAAUGGCAUUUUCGUAAAAUUCACAAAAAAAAACCCUGUGUCUCUCUUAUCAUCCAUUAGUCUUCACUUCAGCUUUAGAAGGAUCAUUAGAAGAUUGAAAUAGAAAUAAAAAGUUGAGAAUCUUUGAGAUUUGAUUCCAGGAGUUGCAAUGAUAUUGAAAUCGAAAGGGAUCACUACAAAGAUGGAAACUUUGUAAUUUGA